Messenger RNA from Naegleria fowleri, 864 nucleotides. RefSeq lists its product as uncharacterized. Gene Ontology annotation, biological process: protein refolding. Lineage: Eukaryota; Heterolobosea; Eutetramitea; Acrasida; Naegleriidae. The record is from RefSeq and is a predicted model, not a curated record. The transcript has a single exon. The coding region runs from base 1 to 864 and encodes 287 amino acids. Gene Ontology annotation, cellular component: cytoplasm.
AUGAAAUUACCCACACAAAUUAUGGAUCACUAUGCUGUAUUGGGAGUGCCUCGUACAGCCUCUAAACAACAAAUUAAAAAAGCAUAUUAUGCAUUGGCUAAAAAGUACCAUCCCGACACCAAAAAGUCCUCCAAUUCGACAUCAUCAAAUAAUAACUCCACACAGAAUAAUAUAGAAUCUCCCAAUGAUUCCGAGCUAACUUCUAAUAAUGGAAAACCAUCAAAUUCGGUACUUUCGUUGGAGGAUGAACAGGCAUGGCUCGAUAUUCAGGAUAGUUAUGAAUUAUUAAGUGAUGACGAAAAGAGAGCAGAGUACGAUCGAGAGUUGGAUAUUGGAACACAUUUUGGAAGAAUUAUGAAUAGUUCGAGUAGUAUUUUCGGAACUAAUCUCAAUACGGUGGCCUACGAUUCGGCCAUGAGGAGGAAAAUGUAUCAUUAUAUUCAUCAAUCGGAUCGAUACCAAUCAAGAAGAGAAGAUGUUGAAAAUUAUUAUCAAGAAAUGAGUGAGGACGAGAAGGAAUUUCAAGAAAAGAUGAGAAAAUUGAAUCAAAAGAAAACUCGGAUGGAGGAUGAAAAGAUUUCUUCUCACUUUUUUGAUGAAUCGAAAACUGAGUGGAAUCAAUUCAUGCACAACAAGCCAACUUUUAGACUCUUUGACGUGGAGACUGAACGAGAGGAAAUGAUAAGGAGAACGAAAAGAAGAAUUCCUUUCUAUGCUGCAUUGUCAUUGGGUGUUUCCUUGAUCAUUGGAUAUGAGCUGGACAAGUUCAGUAAACGUGAGUAUGCUAGCGAUUUGGAAAAGAGAAUGCUUUUGAGGUAUUAUAAGGAGGCAGGAGCUGUGAGAAAUGAUCGUCUCAUUAAAUAG